Molecule: messenger RNA, 775 nt
Organism: Salmo salar (Atlantic salmon)
Lineage: Eukaryota; Metazoa; Chordata; Actinopteri; Salmoniformes; Salmonidae
Product: gamma-crystallin M2
Biological process (GO): visual perception; lens development in camera-type eye
Molecular function (GO): structural constituent of eye lens
Source: RefSeq, a predicted model, not a curated record
GCAUUGAUGAAUCAGGGGUUUUAUCUGUAUGGACAGGAUCAAGGCCUUGGCAGCAUCUCAAUGCCACUAAAUCCCUGCUCAUUAAAAGAACAAAACCUCUGAUCCGGCAACCUUUGAUUGAGUUUUAUAAAAGAGGCUCGUGGCCCUCUGUCCUGGAUAUUACAUUGAGGAAGAGUGCUCUAACAACAGCCCAGACAUGAGUAAGAUCACUUUCUACGAGGAUAAAAACUUCCAGGGUCGCUCCUAUGAGUGCGACACGGACUGCCCCGAUGUGCACCCCCAUUUCAGCCGCUGCAACUCCAUCAAGGUAGAUAGCGGCUGCUGGGUGCUGUACGAGAGGCCCAACUACGGAGGCUACCAGUAUGUACUGACCAGGGGAGAGUACCCAGAGUACCAGCGCUGGAUGGGAUACAGCGACACCAUUCGCUCCUGCCGUACCUUUUCUUAUGCCAGCGGCAGUCCCUACCGUAUGAGAAUCUACGAGAGGCCAGACUUCCAGGGACAGAUGAUGGAGUUCGGCGAGGACUGUGACUCCGUCCAGGAGCGCUUCCGUAGCCGUGACAUCUACUCCGCCAACGUCAUGGACGGCUACUGGACCCUCUACGAGCAUCCCAACUACAGGGGGCGCCAGUACUUUAUGAGGCCCGGCGAGUACAGGAAGUUCAGCGAAUGGGGAGCCACCUGUGCCACAACCGGCUCCUUCCGUAGGAUCACCGACUUUUAGACCCAACAUCCUCUCCACUCUGACCAGUCAAUAAAACGAUUGUUUAAAUAA